AGAGGCAAAGGUACAUGGCAAAGUAAUGUGCUACAUUUAAGCAUCGUCAUAUUUUUACAAGUAUGAAACAGAAAGAGUCAGUAGUGUGCUUUAUUACGGCUUUAUUAGAAAACAAAGAAAAACAUGUCCAGUAAAACAGGAAACAACUACGUUGCCAGUUGCAAUAUCACUUGUCUCAAGUAUUUCAAUGUACAUUUGGUCAGAAAAGUCUUUGUAUAGGCUACUCAAGCUGCACUUCAAGACCUGACUGAACUUAAUAUAAAGGCUUUAUUCAUCGUUCAUCGCAUAGGGUGCAUUCGGAGCUUUGGUUUCGAUUGCUUGUAGAUAAACGCUCACUUCCCUUCUGUAAUUUAGCCACUUCAUUAUCCAGUAAGGAUAACCUGUUAACUGAUUUCGAGAAAGCAAAUGAUUCAGUUCGCGACUGAACCGUUCGAACGAUUCAGACUGAAUCGCGAAGCGCGUUUGAGAGGUUCAUCGAAAAGAAUCGACUCAAACGAAUGAUUCAUUCGCGAAUCGGGCAUCGCCGCUUCUGAUUCAAAACAGACAGACAACAGAAAAUAAAAGGCACGAAGCUUGAAAGCUCAGUUAUUGUCAGGGAAAUGCAUCGCUAAACAGACCUUCGCUAUUGAAAAGCGACACGACCCGCCUCAACCCUACCAGAUAGCUACCAAGAAUUAUAGUUGAACUAACAGUUUAACCAGUCGAGGCAUUGUUCAAAGGUUGAUACUUCGUUGCAAAGGAUGCCAUUGCCAGGAUAACAACAACUGCUACUGUAUCAACCUUCUGAACAGUAAAGUUGGGAGUGUGGCGGUCAUAUCGCACAGCGCUUCCAGCGCUCUCGCGCGCGUCCGAUGUAUUUUUAACCCUCGGUUGCUGCAUUACCGGAGUCCCGUCCACCCACGUGCUUCAAAACGCGGAGACGGAGGCAGCAAAAACGCACUUUCUGCGGCUCCGAGCGCAGCGACAGGGGGCGUCCGACGCGUUGCCGAAGCGCAGGCGGAGUACAUUGUGUCUCUGAUCAGUCCUGUGCAUAAGCACCGUGAGCGUUUGACUCUUUGGCUGCAGCGGCGACUGCAUGCCCUGCGUGCAGCUAUUGAGUACGAGAGCUGUGCCGUGGUGCAGGUGAGGGACCAUGCACUGGAGCUUCAGGGAGGUCAUGCGCAGGUAACAGCUGCAUGCGCUAUGCUGCAGCGCCUGAAGAUGGAGCACCGUGGCUGCCGCGAACCCCAGCCCUUGCCCGCUGCCACCGGCCACGACUCUCCAGAAGAAGAGGAGGAGGAGGAUGAAGAUGCCGGGGAAGAUGGGAGCAGUUCUGAGAGUGACGGAGAGGCGCGGUCACGGAGCGGGAGUUCUGGAGGCGCUGGCAGCGUGGCAGGGUCAGGAGAAGGAGCGACCGGAAGGAGGCAGGACCCACUCAUAGCAACCAAACCUCACCGGCAGCUGUGCCGCUCAUCCUGUUUGGACCGUCCCAGCUUCAGCCAGAGCUGCACCUUACAGGAGUUACGUGCAGAUGACACCCAGAGAGCCCAAAUGCCCUUGCGUCAAACCAGCGAUCGAGAUUACCAAACCAAAAUAGACUUUGCUCUGAAACUGGGCUACUCAGGAGAGCAGGUGGAGACUGUGCUGAGUAAACUGGGGUCCAGCGCACUAAUCAAUGAUGUAUUGGCCGAGCUGGUACGGCUAGGGAAUAAAGGAGAUCCAGAGAACCAGGCAGCAGCGAGCACUGCCGGUUUAACACCACGGGCGGUGGGAGCCAAAGAAGCCGUCAGCCCCGAAGCAUCGCUGGAGGAAGACACAUCAGACACGUAUGACAACCUCCGACCAAUUGUGAUUGAUGGAUCCAAUGUUGCCAUGAGCCAUGGAAACAAAGAGGUGUUCUCAUGCCUGGGCAUUCAACUGGCUGUUGAUUGGUUCCUGGAGAAGGGCCACAAAGACAUCACAGUUUUCGUCCCAGCAUGGAGGAAAGAACAGUCAAGACCUGAUGCACCAAUCAAAGAUCAGGAGAUCCUACGGAAAUUGGAGAAGGAAAAGAUCCUCGUAUUCACGCCGUCUCGCAGAGUCCAAGGCCGACGAGUGGUUUGCUACGACGACCGUUUUAUCGUCAAGCUGGCUUGCGACUCAGACGGGAUCAUCGUGUCCAACGACAACUACCGAGACUUGCAGAAUGAGAAACCAGAGUGGAAGAAAUUUAUUGAGGAACGACUCCUCAUGUACAGCUUCGUCAACGACAAGUUUAUGCCUCCGGAUGAUCCUUUAGGCAGACAUGGACCCAGUUUGGAAAAUUUUCUCCGCAAACGACCAGUGGUUCCAGAGCACAAGAAGCAGCCGUGUCCUUAUGGUCAGUACAGCAAAAGUAAGAAGUGCACGUAUGGCCAUAAGUGCAAGUACUACCACCCAGAAAGAGCCAACCAACCACAGCGGGCUGUCGCAGACGAGCUCAGAGCCUUUGCCAAACUCUCCGCUGUAAAGACAAUGAGUGAGGGGGCACUUGUCAAAUGUGGGACCUCUGGUUCUGCUAACAAGGGAGACGGUAGCUCUGAGGCAAAGCGAGUGGCACCCAAGCGCCAGUCUGACCCUAGUAUCCGGUCAGUUGCGUGCGAGCAAGAAGAGAGACUUUGUCCAGCGCGGAAGGCUGAGGCCAAUUCGGUACCAUCAUUAGUUUCGGCGCUUAGCGUUCCAACUAUGCCGCUGACGAAAAGUCACGCGGCAGGCGCUCUGAACACGCGCUCGGCGAGCAGCCCUGUUCCAGGGUCUCUGCACUUUACCCACAGCUCGCUCGAGCAUGCGGGCAGCGUCCAAUAUCCCCCCAUCCUAGUCACCAAUAGCCAGGGCGCCUCUGUGGCUUACGGUGAGCCGUUCCCCAAGUACGACUCUGUUGUAAGCGACCACGGCUACUAUUCCAUGCUCAGUGACUUCUCCACCAUCAGCCUCCAAGACAGUUUCUGCAGUCUUGAACAGCCAGAGCCUGUAGGGGUGGGUGGAGGAUAUCCUGGCAGAGCCAGCAUGUGCCAAGAACCCGGCCGAAGUCAUUCGUCGGACUCCUUCUCGUCCUACAGUGGAGAGAUGUACCUCAACUCAUUGGAGGGCAGCCUGGAUGACAGCAUGAAAGGGCCACCGUCGCAGACCCAGACACAACCUUCGGCGCAAACGCGCCUUCAAGCCUUUGCUCACGGUUUCCACCAUGAGGCCUUGACACGUGUGCAGAGCUACGGAACGGAUGAACCCAAACCGGGACCUCGAAAGCAGUCCUCUGCCCACCUUGCACCACACUCCCAACACCCGGUUGUCGGCACCCGAUCCAGCUGCCCAGGAGACUACCCUCCUGUGUCCCAGAACGUGUUGCCUUCUGCCAGCCCUUCCCAGCAGGGUCGGUCCUUAGGCAUGACUCGAAUGGACAGUAUCUCUGACUCACGGCUCUAUGAGAGCAAUCCGCUGCGCCAGCGGAGACCUCCUCUUUGCCGAGAGCAGCAUGCUAGCUGGGACCCUUUGCCGUGUGGUAACGAGCCCUACAGUUACGGAGGCUACGGAUUAACUGGAGCCCUCAUGCCUUGCUGUGAAAGGGUGAUGGUCCGCAGCAUGCCCGAGAAGAUGGAGCAGAUCUGGAGGUCCCCGUGGGAUAGUGUGCCGCCUCCACCGCCCAGCGCUCGUGGGCCAGCGGAGGAACCCCAAGAGCGGCACCCUAUUCCAGAACACCAAUAUCAAACCUACCGAAACCUCUGUAACAUCUUCCCGGCGUAUGUGGUCCAUUUGGUCAUGGAGGAGAACCCUCACAUGACCGAUCCCCAGCAGCUGGCUGCCGUCAUCGUCACUAAACUGCGCACUUGCCACUAAGCACAUCACGAAAGGCUGCUAACAACACCUAGUGAAUGAGAAAUCGGACACCUUGAGAAUUUUGUAUUUUUGUUUCGCUCUGAAGAAACAGCCAUCCCUCGUGUGUAAUUAUGAUUGGAUCCAUUAGAAGGUUUGCUAGCAUGAUAGUAUUGAUGCUGCACUGGUUGUUAUGUCAUCUGUUAAGCCAUAUGGGAGCCUGGAUCUUGUAUCUAAGAAGUUUAGCAUAGAAACCUGAGAUCCCUCGUAAAAAAGUCCACCGUUCAGUUCCUGAGAUGGGCCAAAAGGUUGUUCAUAAAGCAGACUCGAAAGUGUAUCUACAUUGAGAGAGCAACUGCCUGCCAGUUUGAUGGCAGAUCUUGAGAAUGUCUUCUUUUGUUGGUGAUGAUAACAUUUAUCCUUUGAAAAAGAGUUACAUAAGAGAAAUCUCUUUGGUAAAACCGAUCAGAAAUGAUCCUGCACAAUAUGAAUAGUAUUGUGUAUGUAUAUGUGUAUUCACUUGCAUUUGCGUGUAAAUAUGACGUGACACCGUGGUGUGUUUUUUUUGGUGUGCGUGAUGACUUGAUGUGUGAUUUCGGAAAGAGGAAUGAACGCUUGCGGACCUCUUUUAUGGCCUUACAUUGGAGUGACCUCACCACAUGUUAAUGUGAAUAGUGCUUAAUAGCUGUGGAGGUCGCUGUUUUGCAUUUAUUUUAUAAAAGCGAGCACUGGGACAGAAAGGUUUAGAUUCUGCUGUGCUGCGAUUCAGACUUUUUAACUGGCUGGGCUGUAACUGCAAACCUGCCCUGCGAUGUCUGUUCGCGCGCAUGCACAGAUGCGUAUUUACGAAGCCAUUUUCAAAGAUUGAGCCAAAAAGAUAAUCAGUGUACGCUUUUCUGAUCUGAAAGCACUAGAUAUGUCUAGUGGAGAAGUUGUUCUUAUGUAUUUCCUAAAUGUUGUUGUUGUAUUGUAGAUUUCAAGAGAGAUGUUUGAGUAAGCAUGGGCUUCAGUAAAUCUCUCCCAGACAGCAUGUUAGCACUAUGCUCGACAGAGAGCGCCGCUCACGUUUGACUCGUUAGUCAAUAACUACGUUCAAGUAUUCACAAACUGGGGAGGAGAACUCGUCUCUUCGGCAAAAUGCUCCUGUGCAGCAUCUGUUUCCUGAUUGAUGCCGAGAGACCGCCCCGUUUCAUCUGCUCCGCCCUGUAAAUUAACAUAUCUUCAGGAGAGUGUGAAUGUUAUUGGUCCAGAGAUGCUCUGGGUGUUUUCAAAAAGACUUAAAUUGCUCCUUCAUUUUUUUUUCAUGAGCACAGGUGUGGCCCCGUGGGGCCCCGUUACUGCUCGUGGGAAGGUGUGACACACUGCCUACCUGUCUCUUCCUGUGCGACACACACACGGAACACCAGGCUGUUGUUGGGUUGUUUCUGACAUUUGGCUGACAGUUCGCUUGCUGCCUUUCUACCGCCCCCGACCCUGCUUCGACGUGGAUACAAAACCCAACCUCUCAGCUCUCUAAUAUGAACACAAACUUCUCCUUCCCCUUAGUUUUGUUUUUCAACAGGGUUCUUCCAGGAGGCUAUUAAUGAUUUUUUUCUUUUUACAAUCGUAUUAUAGGUUUUUUAAAUUUUUAAAAAAAUAAUUAUUUACACAUUUUAGGCCAGAAACAUGUUUACGCAAGUACAUAAUUGUAGACACCAAUGCUUGGUCGGUGAAAUCAUGGCAACUUUUGGCUUACUUAAACAUUUAUUUAUUUAUUUUUUGGCUAAUAGCACCACAGGAAUGUUCACAUUCCUAAAUCCUUCCUUAGUGUCCGUCUUCAACUGUGACAUUAAAGGCAGCAGGUGACAAAAUAUUACAUUUCACAUUUUUACGAGCUUUUAGAAAAUCGGAAAGUGUCAAGAAUCUAUUAUAAAACAAAUGUUAAUGUUUUUAUUUUUUUUAUUUUAUGCUCUAAUAAUUGGGCAUUUAGUAUUGCCUGCUAUAGUACCGGUUGUGGCAGAAUUGCAAUUCUGUUCUGAAUUGUGCCGCAUUUUGGAAUGCAGUGAUGUGAAAUCCAGCUAGAAGUGUAAAGGUGUGGACACAUUUAAUGUUGUUUGGCAAAUUUUUGUGGGAGAAAUGUAGUCAUUUCAAUAGGAAUCCACAAGAUUGGGAAUUUAUGCAAGGCGAUAAAUUCCCCCAAACAGAUUUCGCAAUGAGUUCAAGAAGUUGGUCACACACAUUGACAGUAGACAUUUUUGCCCGCCAACCUUCGCUAAUGUGACCGCACUUUUAGUGUCAUUGAUGUACUUACGCAGUGUAUGUUUCAGGCCUAAAUGUGUAUUUUUGUUUGUGAUGGAAGCAUUUUUACGGUUGGGUUUCUCCUUUUCCCCUUCUCCUCUGAACCUGGGAGCAAACAAUCCUGAAGGAGGUGUUUCUAGAGCAAUUUAGAAACGAAUUUCUUGUAAAUUACGACAUUGCUGUCCGCUGCUUAUGCUCCGAGGUUCAGACCCCUGUGCAGUUGAGCAGCAAGCUACCACACAACAAAUGUCCAGAAACGACCUUUUGCUUGUUGAUACAAAUUGUAUCUAUUUCUUGAUUGUAAAAAAAAAAAAAAAAAAUAUAUAUAUAUAUUUCUGAGCUGUACAGUAUCACUUAUAUGAGUAUAUAUAUAUCUAUAUAUAUUUAAAAAAAAGCUUAGUUUUGUUUAAAAAAAAAAUGAUAAGAAAUAUAAUGCCAUAAUGUCAGUGAUACCGUGUGUCACUCGAGUAGCCCAUAGAGAUGGCUUAUUUCCUGCCGGGCAGACCACUACAGACAGGGAUCUCUCUCUCUCUCUCUCUCUCUCUCUCUCUCUUUCAUUUCUUUCUCCGUCCUCUCAUACCUCCUUCACUUCUCCAUGCCUCGAAAAUUUGCUGUUUGAUGAUUAUUAUGGAAAGUGAAAGUUUAACUCAGUGGAGCUGAACUUCAUUGCUGUUUGACUGAAGGAUUCGUAGGGCGUGGCUUUAUAUAUCAUCAUUCAGUGUCUCUCUCUUAAAGGUGUAGAUUCAGGAGAGACGCAUUCUGACACAAUCUGUGUGCUCCUAAUAUAUUUUUCCUCUGUAAAUAUUGAAAAUUAAUGUCAAACCUCUUGUAUUUGCACAGUAUUAGUGCAUUUCACGUACAUAAAGACACUCUACCAGCUUAUCCGAGCAGGAUCUCUCUCAUACACACUUAAGACUCGAUGGGUUGCCUGACAACCGCAGUCAGCUGAUCACAUGCUGUCAUUAGUACUGAUAGGACUAAUGUAAAAUGUUGACUAUUGUGUGCGCUAGUGUGAAUUUAUGGUAAAUUCACCGCUGUUUCACCUGUAAACACCUGUUUACCUCCUACAGUAAAGACAUGGAGGCACAUUCCAGGUUGAAGAGGAGACUUUAAUUGAAUGGAAUUUGCACAAUGGUUUUAUUUCAUUUUAUUUAGCAACUAGGUGAGUUUGAGCAGUAGAAGUUGAUGCCACAUGCACACACUUUCUCUCUUGAGUGAAAUGUGAGCUUUAUCUGAGUGUCGUACUGAAAGAUGUCCACACAAACACAUGAACACGCACCUCGUAACCUGCCUUACAGUUUAACUAAUGUUACUUUGGUUUGUGAGAGUCGAGCACAUUCUGACUGUACAGCGCCGAGGCAUUGCGCUUCUUGCUUGUUUGUUUUUUUUUCUUUUCUUUUCUCAUAAGCAGAAGUGCUAAUGAGAAGAAGUUUUUCGGUUUCAGCUCUUUAUCUCUAUUGGCGUCUGAAUGGACAACCUGAUUUAACUGCACAAACUGCCGAUUUUUCGGACUAUGUUUGGCUAGAAUGUCCAAGAAGAAUCUACAGGACAACUGGACAUGCCCAAAGGAGAAAAAAACAUGAAGAAAAACACUCAAACGGGCAUUUCAGACUAUCAGAAGAGAUGAUUUCUCCCAUGGCCGGUUGCAGAGCUGAUGUAAUCUGUACAUUUACAUCUAUGUUUUCAAUAUUGAAUACACCAGCUAUAACUCGCUCACACAAACACUCUCACCAACAGAUUGAUUCUCAGGAACUAACAGAUGUAUUAUUAUUUCAGCUCCUUUAUGAAAGACAUUAUCUUUGAUGUUUGCUCUUAUAAAACUGCGGCGAUUUGUGAAGUAGUGUGGAUGAUCUUGAAAAUGUGUUCUUAAAUUCGAGUUUUGCCAUUCAUUUAACAUUUCCCCCUUGUAUUGUGGGUUUUUUCGCGCCUUUGCAGGCUGACUGAGUGGUCUUAACACUUUUGAGUCUCGUGCUGUGAUGAUGACAACAUACAAUAGUAUGUUUUACUCUCUACUGAAUGAAACAUGUUGCUUUUAAACCUGUUUUCAAUAUGACAAAAACAUGAACCAAAAAAAGAGAAAGAAAAAAGAAAGUGAAAGGGUGGAAGAACUUUAUAACGCUUUGGGUCUGUGGACUCAAACAAAAUGUAAGUCUCAAUGACAAAAGGUGUUUGUUCCUCUCAAUAAAGCCAGACUCUAUUUG
Molecule: messenger RNA, 8285 nt
Organism: Onychostoma macrolepis
Lineage: Eukaryota; Metazoa; Chordata; Actinopteri; Cypriniformes; Cyprinidae
Gene: zc3h12b
Product: zinc finger CCCH-type containing 12B
Exons: 6
Coding region: 1183-3831 (882 amino acids)
Cellular component (GO): nucleus; cytoplasmic ribonucleoprotein granule
Molecular function (GO): RNA endonuclease activity; metal ion binding; mRNA binding
Source: RefSeq, a predicted model, not a curated record